AGAAGUACGCUGAAUUUUAAUUAAAAUCACGUUAAAAUGCCGAGAGGGUAUCCAUUUCUUAACUACCAGAAAAAUUAUGUAUUAUAUUUAUACACGCACAUAACCAAUUGAUUAAAUUUUCAAACAAAAGCCUUUGUUUUUUAGUCUGAUCUCAUCGAGUUUGACUCCUGCCUCCUUUUAAGACGUUGUGCACUUGUUACGCACACUGUUAUUUUCUCUGCUCUUAAUCAUCAUUAUGUGCUAAUGUUGUGACAGAUUCUUUUAGAGAGAGAAACACAGAGAAAGAGAGAGAUUGUUGAGAAAUGGCAGGUGGAGGAUUUGUGAGUGGAGCGCCAUCUGACAGGGCUCAUCUUUAUGAGUAUAGGAUUACUGGGUAUUUCAUAUUUUCUUGCAUUGUUGCAGCUCUUGGAGGUUCUCUGUUUGGAUAUGAUCUCGGUGUUUCAGGUGGGGUAACUUCCAUGGAUGAUUUCUUGAAGGAAUUCUUCCCCAAAGUGUAUCGGAGGAAGCAGAAGCACCUCAAAGAGACUGAUUACUGCAAAUAUGACAACCAGAUUCUCACACUCUUUACGUCAUCCUUGUACUUUGCUGGUCUUGUUUCCACAUUUGCUGCUUCCUAUGUUACCAGGAACAAAGGCAGGCGUGCCAGCAUCAUUGUUGGAUCGAUCUCCUUCUUUUUAGGCGCAAUUCUAAAUGCGUUUGCAGUUAACAUUGCGAUGCUGAUCAUGGGACGAAUCUUUCUCGGCAUUGGCAUUGGAUUUGGCAACCAAGCAGUUCCUUUAUACCUUUCAGAAAUGGCUCCUGCGAAAAUUCGAGGAGCAGUCAACCAGCUGUUUCAGUUGACAACCUGCCUAGGAAUCCUAAUAGCUAACUUGAUAAACUACGGAACUGAAAAGAUCCAUCCAUGGGGCUGGAGAUUGUCUCUCGGUUUAGCCACGGUGCCAGCAACUCUCAUGUUUAUUGGGGGACUGUUCCUUCCCGAGACUCCAAACAGUCUCGUGGAGCAAGGCAGAUUAGAAGAAGGAAAAGAAGUACUUAAGAAAGUUAGAGGCACCUCAAAAGUUGAUGCAGAGUUUGCUGAUCUCAUCGACGCGAGUGAAGCAGCACGGGCUAUAAAGCACCCUUUUAGGAAUCUCUUACAAAGAAGAAACCGUCCUCAGCUCGUAUUAGGGGCUCUGGGAAUUCCCGCAUUCCAACAGCUCACUGGCAUGAACUCCAUUCUCUUCUAUGCUCCUGUCAUAUUCCAGAGCUUAGGUUUCGGUUCGGGGGCAUCUCUGUAUUCGUCUGUAAUCACCAGUGGAGCCCUUGUGGCCGCCACAUUUAUUUCAAUGGCUUUUGUUGACAAGUUUGGCAGAAGAGCUUUCUUCUUAGAAGCUGGUGCUGAAAUGAUUUGCUGCUUGAUUGUUGUGGCCGUAACGCUUGCUCUAAAAUUUGGACAAGGAGAGACCCUACCAAAAGGAGUUGGCAUUUUGCUUGUUAUUGUGAUUUGUCUAUUUGUUUUGGCUUAUGGAAGGUCAUGGGGCCCUCUGGGGUGGCUGGUUCCCAGCGAGCUCUUCCCGUUGGAAACUAGAUCAGCUGGACAGAGUGUUGUCGUCUGCGUUAACCUCUUCUUCACAGCUCUUAUAGCUCAGUGUUUCCUAGUAUCACUUUGCCAUCUUCAAUACGGGAUUUUCCUGCUCUUUGCUGGCUUAAUAUUCAUUAUGAGCAGCUUCAUCUUCUUCCUCUUGCCAGAAACAAAGCAAGUUCCUAUUGAAGAGAUUUAUCUUCUGUGGCAAAACCAUCCAUUCUGGAAAAGAUACGUAAACGAUGGGGAGCAAGUUGAUGGGAAGUCAGGAUCAAGAGUUUAGUUUACCAAAGGAAAAAGAACAUUGUCCAAAAUUGAUGUUUUAUAACUUGUUUUCUAAAUGCAAUUUAUGAAUAUUAAA
Messenger RNA from Morus notabilis, 1922 nucleotides. Its product is annotated as sugar transport protein 14. Bases 303 to 1844 code for a protein of 513 amino acids. Gene Ontology annotation, biological process: monosaccharide transmembrane transport. Gene Ontology annotation, cellular component: membrane. The transcript is spliced from 4 exons. Gene Ontology annotation, molecular function: monosaccharide transmembrane transporter activity. The record is from RefSeq and is a predicted model, not a curated record. Lineage: Eukaryota; Viridiplantae; Streptophyta; Magnoliopsida; Rosales; Moraceae.